CUCUUCUAAAAAUACGGAGGGCAUGCAGGAGUGCGAGCAGGCUGGGGAGGAGGAGGAGGGUGUGAGAGUGCCUCACACCAUGUUUUCUGGAUGCCAGCUGGGUGCAGUUUUGGAAAUGUUCCUCCUGUGAAUGGAGGCAUCAUGAACAUUUGGGAAGUGAUCCUGGCUUUCUUGAUUGUGGUGCUCAUCCUUGUAUCGUUGCUGUCCAAUGUUUUGGUGCUGAUCUGCUUUCUGUAUAGUGCAGAUAUCCGCAAGCAAGUCCCGGGAUUGUUUAUCCUCAACCUGACCUUCUGCAACUUGUUGAUGACUGUUUUGAACAUGCCCCUCACUCUGGCUGGGAUCAUUUACAAGAAACCACCUGGAGGAGACCAUCUUUGCCACAUAGUGGGGUUUUUAGAGACUUUUUUGACUACCAACUCCAUGCUGAGCAUGGCAGCUCUCAGCAUUGACCGGUGGAUAGCAGUGGUAUUUCCUCUGAACUACCAUUCCAAGAUGCGCUACAAAGAUGCUGCCCUCAUACUGAGCUACACGUGGUUACACUCAGUAUCCUUCCCAAUUGUGGCAACUUCUCUUUCUUGGGUAAGAUUCCACCACCUUUAUGCCUCUUGCACCCUGUGCAACAAGAGACUGGAAGACAGGACCCAGUUUAUGAUUUUCACAGGAAUCUUUCAUUCCUUUAGCUUUCUUCUCUCUCUCAUAGUCUUGUGUUUCACAUAUCUGAAAGUGCUGAAGGUGGCACGCUUUCACUGUAAAAGGAUUGACGUGAUUACUAUGCAGACCCUUGUGCUCCUUGUGGACAUCCAUCCUAGUGUAAGAGAGCGAUGUCUAGAAGAACAGAAGAGACGGAGACAACGAGCAACCAAGAAGAUCAGUACAUUUAUUGGCACUUUUAUACUUUGUUUUGCACCGUAUGUAAUCACAAGAUUAAUAGAAUUGUCAUCAAUAGUUCCCAUCAGUGCUCACUGGGGAGUUAUUUCCAAGUGUCUGGCCUAUAGUAAAGCUGUUUCAGAUCCCUUCGUUUAUUCUUUGUUACGACAUCAGUAUAAGAAAACAUGGAAAGACAUAAUAAAUAAGAUGCUGAAAAGAGGCUCAAUAAAUUCAUCUGCUCUCACAAGUGAAUCACAAAGUCGGAAUUUUUUGCAAGGGAAUGAAUGAAGAGGCAAGAACUGUUUUUGAAAUGUAGCAUAAUGCUGGUGGACAAAAGCUGAGGGAUGUAGGCUGGCAUCUCUGGGAUCAUCUUCCAACAAUAUUUUGGAAAGCCUGCCAGCUGAGUGUUCAGCAAUGUAGGUAAUUAAUUUCAAAGCAAAGUUGAAUGCCUUUUAAUUCUGGCAUACAAUAUAGCCUACAAGGUCUCCUUCAGCUUCAUGAAAUAUGUCCAUCCAUAUCCACAAAGACAUAAUCUUGUCUUUAUUUAAAUAUGGAUUUGGUAUGGAUUAUAGUAAAGGAUGGUGCUUACAUGCCUACCAUCCCCUUGAAAUAUAAAAACACUGGACAACUUUGUGACACUUUUGAUAUGUAACAUCAAAUUGACACCUGAUAAAAUGUGAUUACAUAAACUACACAAUCUGUUAUAAAUAGAUAUAACUAUUCUUCCUAAGAUAUGGCCAUACGAGGUCAUAUUUAAUUGCACAUAAGCUUGUUGGAUGAGAAUCAGGGUAUCUCAUCUACAAAUUCUUAGUUUGAGGUACUGCUUUCAUGAUGUGCAAAUACAAGAAAGAUACUAUUGUUGGGCCAUGUCUUUGCUUAUAUUUUUAAAGUGAUUCUCAUGCCCCUUAUACACUAAAGCAUUUUCACACAUCAAAAUGGGGAUGUUAUGUGGUUUUCAAAUAUUAACUACACUGCUUCACUAUUUUCAGUCAAAGAUAUAGAAUCUUUCAUGGCUCACCAUCUCAGUGGUUGAGAAGGACCACCACUGUAUGAGAUAACAUCUUCUGCAAUCUGCAUGUGUCCAUUGGAAGACAGGUCUAGUCUUUUCCUUCUGGUCUUUCUCAAUUGUAUGCUACACUAACAUCCCACAAGAGAGGAAGCUAUGUCACAUUUCACCUAAAUGGUUACCAUAUUGCUAUGGUUUUCUGACUAUGAAAAAAAUACCUGUGUGUUUUGCAUUAAUGUGAGUCUGCAGUACACUGGCUAAAUACAGGCUGCUGGCAGUCUAGAAUGUAAUCUUCUUCACAAAAAGAGUCAUUGUGAACAUUGUGUUAUGUCUGGUCCUGAAGCCCUGACUGACAGCUUCAAGAGGUGUAUACAGAAAUGUUGUACAGGACUCCUUUGUCAGUGCUCAGAACUGGAUCAAAACAUUUGCACAGAUUCCACACAGAUAGUUCUAUGCACUCACUGUAUUCAUUUAAGAAAGUAUUUAUGUUAAAAAAACAAUAUAUGAAAAAAUGUGUUUAAGUCUGAAACUAUCAUCAAGUGAAUCUGAACAACGUUAGACAUUUCUUUCCAGUAACUGGAAUGGUUAAACCAGAAGAAUCAUUGGGAAUUUAUUAAAACUAAAUUCUAGAAUAAUAAUAAGAAAAGAUUCAGACUGAGUAAUGUAAAAUGAAAGGAUAUAUUAUUCAGACUUUGAUUGAUUCUUUCCUCUUUUGUGAGUUAUGUUGGGAUGGACUUGAGAGUUGAAUUCUACUGAUGCUGAAUCCCGUUCACUUACUGGUAUUCCACCUGUAUCCAGUGUGCUAUUUGUGCCCAUUGGUCUACAUCAAAAAGGCUGGACAGGUUCUAAACAUUUUUUUUGUGAAAUAAAAAUGCCACACCUAAAAAAGACCCUUUCUCACUGUUCUGUACAAAUGUAUUUAAAACUAGCAGCCAUUCUUCAAAUAUUCCAGAAUAUGUAAUUCUUAUUUUAAGAUAAGAGUUCAGGCUUAACUUUCUAUCCUGCUUAUUGAUUUUUUCAACCUUUGGUGCAUUGAUAUUUGGGUUUGGGAAGAAACUGUAGGGUGAUAAAACUAUAACUGCAAGAAAAUGGUCUCUUAGGUAAAAAAUAUAAACACUCUAUUUGGGGGAAUAGAAAGUAUGGAUACAUAUCUAUAAGGCAAGGAAAAAUUGGGAGGAAAUGGCAACAGUUUUUCUUUUUGUCUAGAUAUAAGUAA
This is a messenger RNA of Crotalus tigris (Tiger rattlesnake), 3089 nucleotides long. RefSeq names its product G protein-coupled receptor 26 (gene GPR26). The transcript is spliced from 3 exons. Lineage: Eukaryota; Metazoa; Chordata; Lepidosauria; Squamata; Viperidae. The record is from RefSeq and is a predicted model, not a curated record. Gene Ontology annotation, molecular function: G protein-coupled receptor activity. Gene Ontology annotation, biological process: adenylate cyclase-activating G protein-coupled receptor signaling pathway. The coding region runs from base 91 to 1155 and encodes 354 amino acids. Gene Ontology annotation, cellular component: membrane.